Molecule: messenger RNA, 1488 nt
Organism: Capronia coronata CBS 617.96
Lineage: Eukaryota; Fungi; Ascomycota; Eurotiomycetes; Chaetothyriales; Herpotrichiellaceae
Exons: 2
Coding region: 1-1488 (495 amino acids)
Molecular function (GO): protein binding
Source: RefSeq, a predicted model, not a curated record
AUGGUCAUGGUGACCAGUGUCCUUCGGCGGGCAACCGCCGUUACCAUACUUGAGAAUGGCUCCUCAAGCGAGGAAUUCUCGCGUCAAUCGUUUAUAGGGGAUGGACAACAACCCCGGCGAUCGAGUCUGGCAGGCUUGUCGAUUCGUCUGUCACGGUCUAAGAGAUCCAAGUCGGCGAAGCAGGUGGACACAUGGUCUGAUCUUGCCGCGCAAAAGUUAGGCGAGGCUUUAUUUUCGCUACCGCACGAGAUAGUCGUCCAAAUCCUCUGUUGUCUCCCUCCGACGGACAUAUUGGCUUUGCGUCUGACUUCUCGCCCCAUCUACUGUUUUCUUCAGGCACACGCCACGCCGAUAACACGGUCGUUGCUCAAGCGAUGCGCCUACGAGCAUACCUGUCCUCCGUCAGAGGAUAAUCUAGAUGUCGAAACAGCGCAAUAUACCUACAACUACAUCCAAACUCUUUACCCUCAGCCACUACUCUGCAACUCCACGGAUUAUCUCCUGCAAAUGCUCCGACGGCAAGCUCAAAUUGAUAGAAUACUAUCUGUCACCGUCGAGUACAUACACAUGAAGAUCUACAUGCUUCCCAGCUGUCCACGCUUCGACGACUUUGGCCCCUACAGACUGAAGCUGAUUCGACGCCUACAUUUGGCUGCUUGGACGAUCUACCACUCUCUAGAGAAAUACAGGGAAAUGCUCAUUUUCGAACAUCCGAGCCACCCACGCCCAAAAGCACCUUCUGAAGCAAGGCAGGGCACUGAGGAAGAGAGAAUUGCUUCCUGUCCAUCAUGUGCCCGGUUUGUAAAGACUCUCCUGCCUCUCUACCCCGGUACCGAAGUCAUCCCGGCAUAUAACUUCUAUCAGCUCUGUCGACAGCAUCUGCGGUUGUUGAGUCGAGCGCCCGCAUAUGCCGGAACAAUCGAGCGGAAGCUCAGAGGUCGGAAUCGUAAACCCCCAACUGAUGCAGAUCUAGCCACAUUUGUGGUCCUGGGCGGCAUUCCUGAAAUGUGUAAGCUAAGCAUGCUCAAGGGGACGUACAGCCAGCGGAUCGAGGUGAUCGGUUCGUUCCUGGACAAGGUCAACGCCGGGGCAGCGGAAGGUCCAGAUGGAUGUGGCAGAGUGGAUGCUUCUUCAGUGCCACAGUCACAAAGGUCUGCAAUCACAGCCAGCAUACUGUCACCAGCUUCUUUCGCCUCACUCACAGCCCCAAUGACCGCACCACUCCAGCACGUCACGCAUGAGACAUUGGAUGCUGUGCCGGAUCUGGACAGCCUUGUCACCGAUUCCAAUGAAUGGAUCAGGUGGAUGUUUCAGCUAGUGGGCCCAGAUGACCAGAUCCUCAGUCCUUUGGGAUUCGUGCAGAAUGUUCUGGCGGGCAAGGGGCACGGGCGGCGAAGUUGCCACGGAGGUGAAGGGGAAUCCCAUGACCACGAGGAAGACCAAGGCUCGCAGUUGGACUAUUUGGCUCCUGUGAAAGGUUUCGAUUGA